Spea bombifrons (plains spadefoot toad) is the source of this 3548-nucleotide messenger RNA. It is a transcript of the gene ASXL1, whose product is annotated as ASXL transcriptional regulator 1. Bases 114 to 3548 code for a protein of 1144 amino acids. Gene Ontology annotation, molecular function: peroxisome proliferator activated receptor binding; chromatin binding; DNA binding. Gene Ontology annotation, cellular component: PR-DUB complex. Gene Ontology annotation, biological process: animal organ morphogenesis; positive regulation of transcription by RNA polymerase II. NCBI's taxonomy places the organism in Eukaryota, Metazoa, Chordata, Amphibia, Anura, Pelobatidae. The transcript is spliced from 12 exons. The record is from RefSeq and is a predicted model, not a curated record.
GUGGUUCCGGUGAACAGGAGCAGCCCGGGACGCAGCAGACUACAACUCCCAUCAUUCCCCGCAACGAGCCAAGCCCGCCUCGCACGAACACACCGAGCCCGGACACGAGAGACAUGAGGGACAGACAGAAGCGUCGCCGGGAGCGCACGUGGGCCGAGGCUGCCCGGAUGGUUCUGGAGAAUUAUUCUGAUGCCCCGAUGACCCCAAAGCAGAUUCUAAAUGUGAUUGAGGCAGAAGGGCUCAAAGAGACCAGUGGUUCCUCGCCCCUGGCUUGCCUCAACGCCAUGUUACACUCCAACUCCAGAACGCGAGAGGCUUUGUUCUACAAGCUGCCCGGCCGCAUCAGCCUCUUUACCAUGAAGAAGAAUGCCAUGCAGUGGUCACGCGACGCACCGGAGGACGGCGACAAGGAAGUUAUGGCAGAGGAAAAGGGAAGUCCAAGUGACGAAGGCAGUGCUGGGCCUGCGGCGGUCGAGGCGUCCUGCUCCGGAGAACUGCACGGCCGGGAGAUGAGGUCCUUGGUGCAGGUAAAUAAGCAAAAGCGGAGAAGUGGGGUUCUCUUACCCCGUGUGGUUCUGACCCCUCUGAAAGUUAACGGAGCUCAUUUACCAUCCACUUCAGGAACAUCGAGCCAUCGUGCGGAGGCCGUGUCUACCAGUAACCGGGCACUUGGGGGCAGUUUGAAUUUUCACAGACGAGCCGCUUUAAGCCGGGACAACCCACAUCACCUGAGGGGCCUAAGGGGGACUCCACCUGGGCAGGUGAAGAAGAACAAGUCAGAAGAGAUAGAUUUUGAGACCCCCGGUUCCAUUCUGGUUAACACCAACCUUCGUGCAUUGAUAAACGUGCGGACCUUCAACGCCCUCCCAACCAACCUGCAGCAGCAGCUGCUGCUCCUGCUUCCCGAGGUGGACAGACAGGCCGCCCCUGAUGGGCAGAUGCGCAUGAGCGGCAGUGCCCUGAACAACGAGUUCUUUGCUCAUGCUUGCCAGCGGUGGCGCGAGCGGCUGGCCGAAGGCGAGUUUACUCCCGAAGUCCAGCUUCGAAUGAGGCAGGAGAUGGGCAAAGAGAAGAAGGUGGAAGACUGGAAGGGGAAGUUCUUUGAGGAAUUCUACGGGCAGAAACUGGGACUCUCCUCGGAGCCCCUUUCGGAUGAUGAUGAUGAGAAGAGAGUCAUUCCGGUACCUAAAAGCGUUCAGAUGACGAGCAAGAAUCCGGAAUCUACGCCUCUGGAAAAGAUUGUGUCCGAAGUUUGCACCAGGGCCAAGAGGAGCGCGUUUCGGAAGGAGGCAAGAGAGGAUCAGAAACUGGCUCAUCUGGAUGCUGCGGAGACCCAGGCGAGCGCCUCACCGCUGCCCGUUAAAGCGGAGUUCCUGGCACCUGAGGCUCAGAUACCUCCCAGGGAUGAAGUCCUCCUCCCGUCGACGUCCGACAGGGUUCCAGAGCUCCAUCCAGAGACUUCCGAGCAGAAGCGAAAGAACUGCAAGCCUGAGACUUCCAGCCCUUCCCUCGAAAAGAAGCCGCGAAUUGGCCAGCGUCAGUCCUUUCGUAACACAAUUCAGAGUGUUCACACAGAAAAGCCACUGCCUACCAAAGAGGAGCCCAAAGUCCCCCCAAUCCGGAUCCAGCUUUCUCGGAUCAAACCUCCCUGGCUGGGUGAAGGUUUGCCAGCUUACCAGAUCUGUCCACGGAUCGUCCCAGACGCUGAUCCCGUUGGGAGCCGGACUCGUUCCUGCGCACCUGCUGACCGUCAGUCCCGCGGGUCUCAAUCCCAAACCUCCAUUGGUGGAGGCGGAGGUCCAGGGGGAGGUGGGACGACUCGUAAAGGGAGAACCCGGCCAAGAAUCCUCAAGAGAAGAUCCUCAACAAAACGCAAACGAAAGCAGCCUCCAAAUUGCUGCAGAACACAAUUACUGUCGUCCUCCGCUUUGAGAAACAAGAGGGAAAAACUGUCAUUUCCCCCAGGGCAGGGUAAUCAUACAGCUGGUGCGAGGGGCAGUCGUUCCAAGGACGAGGGACAAGGCGUAAGUUGGGGCGGUCCAUUCAUCGACACCAAAGACCAGCGUGCCGCAGACGCUGCUGUUUCUGGGGCUUUGUUUGAUACCAUGCAGGGUUAUGGGGGUCAGGACGCUUUGAAGCCCCGUACUGUACAGACUGUGCCGGGUGAGGUUUCUGCCCUCCUGCCCACGGUGGGGCUUCACCCCAACAAAGACAACAGUACGUGCUUUGGACUUGUUGGCAUCGAUGGGGCGUCCCCGUCGGCCUGUGCAGCUGCUGAAGCGGCCCCCGAGGAUCUACCCGGUGUUGACUCUGUGACCUCCGUUCUUGGCGAUGUGUCAAAUACCUUUCAAAGUAAACCCAAACCUAUCGCUACGAAGGUGACAAGAAGGGAACCUGCGUUGGAUUUUCAAGGAGAAAUUGUGGCUGUUGGAGGACAGCCGCCGCGUCUUCCUUCUGAAUCUCAGGGAGCAACAGAUGUACCUGAACCUCCUGUACAUGCUGCUCACACCUCAUUAUCUGGGCGUUUAGUAGAAGCAUGUGCUGCAUCUUGGGGCUCGUCUGAACUCGGCAUGAGCUGUGAUGGUGCGCUGGCUUCCGGUUCCCUGGAGAUCGGGACAGUUUCAGAGGUUCUAGAUUUUCAGGAGCCACGUGUGGUCCUCGAGCAGCAAGACGGCCCAGCAGAGCCAGUAUUUGAGACCUUGCGGUGUGAGCUGCCAGCCGCUACCCUUGUUGAUGUGUCGGCUGGUGCGGCGACUCUUUCCUGUCCAUCGGAAUCUGCAAGAGACUGCGUGGGCAUCGAACAGCCAGAAAUGAAAUCUCGCUCUCUUGCGCAGGAGACGGACCCUUUAAUUGCCAACUGUGGAACAAACUGUCAGCGUGAAGCAAAUGUCCGCACGGAACCCCAUGUGGUCGCGUCGCCUCUCCCUGCUCUGCAAAAAAGAGACUUUACUGAAAAAUCCUGUCUGCCGGCCGUAGACUCCAGUGUUACUCUGCAUGCCGUUGUUGAGAAGCCGCGGAUCCGCUUGAAGCCGGCCUCGAAGAGCUGUCCAAGUGAGGCCCUUGGUAGAGAUUUGUGGUCUUCGAAAUUUGCUUGUGAGUCCUUUAAAGUUACUCUUACAGAUCCAGAGCUGCCUAGAACCCCAGCUGGGGAUCAGAGUCCGGAACCCAGGCUUUUUAACAAGGCGGACCCCGCCGCCGAAAUCCACCAAGCUCUGCUGAUGGAUCUUCGCUUUCAGAAGGAGAUAGGGUUAAGUGUUCAGCUGCCCAUAGAAUUGCCCCUGCUCCCUCCUCGGCAGUCGUUGAAGCAGUCUUCGUUUGGGAAAAUGUCCUGGGGGCCCAAGGACGUGGCCUCCUGUCCCACUUGGCUCACCGCUCGCGCGUCUCUCUCCUUGCGCUUGUUUGCGGACGGCGCGGCCGACGAGCAGAUAUCUCUGAGAUGUUCUUGCAGCCUGAAGGCCAUGCGAAUGUGCCAGGGAUGCGGUGCUUUCUGCCACCACGACUGCAUGGGACCUUCCACGCUCUGUGUUUUGUGCCUUGUCAUAAGAUAA